UGUUUAAGUGAUGAGAUGUCCCACGUCCUCCUGCAGACCCUGAACCUGGCGUACAGCAGCAUCUUCAGCACCUACAGGAACUUCGUGGGUCCUCCGCACAUCAAGGUCAUGUGCAGACUGCUGGGCUACCAGGGCAUCGCCGUGGUGAUGGAGGAGCUGCUGAAGGUGGUCAAGAGCCUGCUGCAGGGCACCAUCAUGCAGUAUGUAAAGACUCUGAUGGAGGUGAUGCCGAAGAUCUGCCGACUUCCCCGCCACGAGUACGGUUCCCCAGGUAUCCUGGAGUUCUUCCACCACCAGCUGAAGGACAUCGUUGAGUACGCCGAGCUGAAGACGGUGUGUUUCCAGAACCUGAGGGAGGUGGGCAACGCCAUGCUGUUCUGCCUGCUGAGCGAGCAGAGUCUGUCACAGGAGGAAGUUUGUGAUCUUCUGCACGCCGCACCUUUCCAGAACAUUCUUCCAAGAGUCCACGUCAAAGAGGGGGAACGCCUGGAUGCCAAGAUGAAGCGCUUGGAGUCCAAAUACACAGCGCUGCACCUGGUUCCUCUGAUAGAGCGCCUCGGCACGCCUCAGCAAAUCGCUAUUGCUCGUGAGGGCGACCUUCUGACCAAAGAGAGGCUGUGCUGCGGCCUGUCCAUGUUCGAGGUCAUCCUCACACGUGUGCGCGGCUUCCUGGACGACCCCAUCUGGCGCGGGCCGCUGCCCAGCAAUGGCGUGAUGCACGUGGACGAGUGUGUGGAGUUCCACCGCCUCUGGAGCGCCAUGCAGUUUGUGUACUGCAUCCCGGUGGGAGCCCACGAGUUCACAGUGGAGCAGUGUUUCGGGGACGGGCUGCACUGGGCCGGCUGCAUGAUCAUCGCUCUGCUGGGACAGCACCGUCGCUUCGACAUCCUCGACUUCAGCUACCACCUUCUCAAGGUGCAGAAGCAUGACGGCAAGGACGAGGUCAUCAAGAGCGUGCCGCUGAAGAAGAUGGUGGACAGAAUCCGCAGAUUCCAGGUGAUCAACAACGAGGUGUUUGCCAUCCUGAACAAAUACCUGAAGUCUGGAGACGGAGAGAACAUGCCGGUGGAACACGUGCGCUGCUUCCAGCCUCCCAUUCAUCAGUCGCUGGCCAGCAGCUAGACAAAUAUUCCUCAUUUACUUUGAGUCUGUCGUAGCGAAGGAAUGUUGGACGUGUCAGAAUUAUUAUUGUUUUGUAUUCACUUGUGCCUUAUCAGAAACUCUGUUUUAUACUCGCAGAACGCUUUAGAUCAGGGACGUGACAUUAGUUUUAUCAGAUAAGUAUUUAAGGGUUUGCAGUGGUGGAGCAUUAAGGGUGGAGCAGUUUUAAGUGGGGUGGAGGGAAACCUUUUAAAGGAAGAAGUAACAACGCUCAAUCUCAUGUUAAGCAUUUAUUCACUGUGCCUUGUGUUUCAAAUGUUUUAAUCAUUUUAAUUCAAUAAAUAUGUAACAAAUC
Messenger RNA from Cottoperca gobio, 1456 nucleotides. RefSeq names its product cytoplasmic FMR1 interacting protein 1 (gene cyfip1). Gene Ontology annotation, biological process: regulation of actin filament polymerization. The record is from RefSeq and is a predicted model, not a curated record. The transcript has 8 exons. Bases 16 to 1122 code for a protein of 368 amino acids. Gene Ontology annotation, molecular function: small GTPase binding. Lineage: Eukaryota; Metazoa; Chordata; Actinopteri; Perciformes; Bovichtidae.